Caenorhabditis angaria is the source of this 468-nucleotide messenger RNA. The record is from the annotation of a GenBank genome assembly. Lineage: Eukaryota; Metazoa; Nematoda; Chromadorea; Rhabditida; Rhabditidae.
AUGAGCAAACUUCUAAUUUUCUUGAUUAUUCCUGCUGUUCUUUCAAGAGGUUUAAGAUUCUCCGAUUUCUCAACCACAACUCAACCUUUUCAACAACAACAAGAUGCUUUGAUUACUGUAUAUAAAUUUUUGAGCGCACUGGUGAAUGCAGCAAGAUCAGACGAUUAUUCAAUCUUUGAUCAACGUUUCCUCGUUCUUAUUCAUGAAGAUAUUCAUACUGUCAGAACUGGAACAAAAGAAGAUAUAUUCCAAAUUUUCAAAACAUUUCCUCAAAAUGACAAUAUUGAACAAGUGUUUCCAAGAAAUGAAUUGAAAUUCAUACAUGCAACUGUGAUCGACGGAUAUAAAAUCUUUGACUUUACAGUAACUAAAAAUGGAGUUCCGAUAUACGCUUCUGUUAAAGUUUUGGCCGAAAAUCAAUUCAGUUUGAGAUUCAUUACGAUUUCAAUUCCACCUAAAUUUGAAUAA